Messenger RNA from Penicillium paradoxum, 2214 nucleotides. RefSeq lists its product as uncharacterized. Lineage: Eukaryota; Fungi; Ascomycota; Eurotiomycetes; Eurotiales; Aspergillaceae. Gene Ontology annotation, molecular function: oligopeptide transmembrane transporter activity. Gene Ontology annotation, biological process: transmembrane transport. The transcript is spliced from 9 exons. The record is from RefSeq and is a predicted model, not a curated record. Bases 1 to 2214 code for a protein of 737 amino acids.
AUGGCAGUCACCGCGAACAAAGAUCUUGGUGCCCUGGCAGAAACUGUUCGGGAAACGGAGGUCCAAAAAGGGAAUAAUACGGAUUCUGAUGCAGAUUCACAGACCGAUCUUUUGCGAGCUGCUGGCAUAGGCCUUGCUGAAGAUGAUCCUGCGGAGCCCAUUCUCACCUUGCGUAUGUGGGUGCUAGGAAUUGCUUUUUGCAUAAUUGUCAGCGGACUGAACACACUGUACACUCUCCGUACACCGUCCUUGACAAUUUCGGGCGCCGUGGUUCUCUUGCUGGCCUAUCCACUGGGAAAACUAUGGGAGAAAGUCAUCCCAACAUGGACCCUCCCGCUAGGUCUGUGGUCGUUCGACCUCAACCCGGGACCUUUCAACACGAAGGAACAUGUGUUGAUCUACAUCAUGUCUAACCUCAGUAUCUAUGUUCGUCUGGGUGCCGAUGUUCUGACAGAGCAGCAAAUGUUUUACGGUUACAAGGCAGGAUGGGGAUUCCAAAUUCUCAUUACCCUCUCUACAUUCCUUGUCGGAUUCUGUCUGGCCGGGUUAUUCCGAGCUGUGGUAGUUAUUCCUAGGGAGUUGAUCUGGCCUGGAGUUCUGGGAGUGACUGCCUUAACCACCACUCUUCAUCAUAUCAAUCAGAAACAAGUCCAACGGUACAAUACCUGGAAAAUCUCCCGUUAUGCGUUCUUCGCCAUGGCAUGCUGCCUUUCGUUCUGUUGGUAUUGGUUCCCAGACUUCCUCUUUCCGGCACUUAGUUAUCUCAGCUUUCCGUGCUGGAUCAAGCCAGAGAACAAGGUGGUCAAUCAGAUAUUUGGAAUGCGUUCAGGAAUGGGCCUUUUGCCUCUGACUUUUGAUUGGAGUCAAAUAUCCUAUGUUGGGUCUCCCUUGCUCAUCCCCUGGUGGGCAAUUCUCAACGUCUUCGUUUCUCUGGUGUUCUGGGUCUGGAUUGUGGCGGUUGCUUGUUAUUAUGCCAAUGUGUGGAACACGGGGUAUCUUCCUUUCCAGAGCUCUCAAGUAUUUGACAAUACUGGCCAAAUUUACAAGGUCAAAAAGAUCGUCAAUGCGGCUUCAGCCUAUAAGCUCGAUGUCAAGAAAUACCUUUCAUACUCACCGGUCUAUAUGCCAAUCACCUACGCGCUGAACAUGUUCGGGCUGUCAUUUGCUACCCUAAGCGCUCUUCUUGUUUGGGUACUUCUCGAAAAGCGUCAUAUCAUGGCCGACGCUGCCAGACGCGUCCCUCGACUGGUUAUUGCGUCUCUUCCCGGCCGUUUCAAAGAGCAUGCUGAGGACAAGAGGGAAGACUGCGAUGUGCCCAUGUGGUGGUACCUGAUUUGCUGCGUUUUGGCCUUGUUCAUGGCAAUGUUUGCGAUUGAAUGGUGGAACGUGGAAUUAAGAUGGUACGGUGUUUUGCUGGCAUGCGCUGUCGCGUUGGUAUUCUACCCUCCGUUGGCCCUAGUCUAUGCAACAUCUAAUCUCAAGAUCAAUAUCGACAUUUUCUGUCGUAUUGUGGCCGGUUUUGUCUUCGAAGGCAAGGUCCUAGCUAAUAUCUGGUUCUUUGACAUCGGUUAUAUCACGACCAUCAAGGGUCUUUACUUUGCACAGGAUAUGAAACUAGCAUACUAUUGCCAUAUUCCGCAACGAAAAUUGUUUUUGGUCCAAUGCGUUGGGAUGAUUGUGGGCACGCUCUCCUCACUCGGCGUCCUUAAUUGGGCCAUGAAUCAUAUCGGUGGGAUUUGCACCAGCGCUGCUGUCAAUGGCUUCAGUUGUCCCUACUCGAGCACCCACUUUAACACUUCUCUGAUCUGGGGUGCAGUGGGGCCUCGACGCUAUUUCUCCAGCCAGGUUGGCUAUUCCACUUUGCUUUAUUUCUUCAUCAUUGGGGCCAUAUUGCCUCUACCCGUUUAUUAUCUGACUCGCCGCUACCCAAAAUCGCUGUGGCGAAAGGUUCAUGUCCCGCUGUUCCUCGGUGGGUUGAAUUACCUGCCCCCUGCGACCGGGAUGAAUUACGGCAGUUGGGCAGUUAUCGGGCUCAUCUUUGGCUUGCUUAUCCGGAAGCGUCUGCAUAGCUGGUGGAGUAAGUACAACUUUGUCCUGAGCUCAGCCAUGGACUCAUCUGUGGGAAUUGCUGGUGUGGUGAUUUUCUUGACUAUUUACUUCACUGGAGCUAGCAAACAUUUCAACUGGUGGGGAACAGAGGUCCACAAGGUAUGA